UGUACUGCCGUUGUUAUGAUGAAUGAAAACCUCUGCCAUAUGAUUGAUUAAAAACAUUUACAACAUUGAAUAUAACAGUAUUCAAUUAUAACAGUUGACUAGACGUGAAAGAAGUUUAAUUCAUUUAGUUAAGUGGAUUUUAAGCUUUUUUGUGGUUGAAAGUGCGAUUCAAUUGUAAUUUUGCUACAUAUGAAGUGUUAAGAUUUUAAAUAUGACAGCUCAGACUGCUACUAAUAUAGGGGUUUUGUAUGCGGAGUUAAAUAAAUAUUGUCAAAAUAAUGACUAUGAAAGAGCAGUGAAGUCAGCUAAUAAAGUUCUGCACCACUAUCCAGAUGAGGCUAAAGCGUUCCAUUGUAAAGUUGUGUCUUUAAUCCAACAGGAUAAAUUUCAAGAAGCUUUACAAGCCAUAAAUAAACAGCCUAAACUUGCUGCUGAUCUGUUCUUGGAGAAAGCCUAUUGCCAGUAUCGACUGAAUCAAAUUCAAGAAGCCUUUAAAACAGUAAAUUCAGCUCCAAAUCUGUCUUUUCAAUUGAAGGAAUUGAAAGCACAGAUACUGUACAGGCUAGAAAGCUAUGAAGAAUGUUUUGAUGUCUAUCGAGACAUAAUAAAGAACACCAACGAUGAUUAUGAAGAGGAACGUGAAACUAAUCUCUCAGCAGUCAUUGCGAACAUGGUUCUUGAUGGCUCAAACAAGUCAACACCAGAGUUACGAGAACACACGUACGAGCUGGCAUACAACUCUGCAUGUAAACUAAUUGCUCAGGGUAAAUACUCCGAGGCUGAAAAAAAACUCAAAGUUGCUGAAAAACUCUGCCGUGAAGCCCUUCAGGAGGAAGAGGAAGAUGUUGAAGAAGGGUUGGGCAUCAUAAGAGCUCAACAAGCGUAUUGCAUGCAGCUGCAAGGUCGUGAGAAGGAUGCACAAACCGUCUACAAUGCAAUCCUUAAACGCAAGCCAGACGACAUCGGCCUGGUUGCUAUUGCGAGUAACAACAGCAUUACUCUGAACCGAGACCAGAAUGUGUUCGAUUCUAAGAAGAAGAUUCGCGGUGCCAUCGCAGAAGGGCUGCAGAACAAGUUGACUUCAAAACAGCGCAAGGCUAUCCGUAUCAACCAGUGCCUCUUGUCUGUUUAUACAAAUCAGACAGACCAGACAACUCAACUAUGUGCCAAACUGGUCAAGGACUACCCGGACACACAGAACUUGACGGUGCUGCUACAAGCUGUCCUAGCCGCUAGAGAAGGGAGGGCCAAGGAGGCAGCCACAACUCUUACUCAGUUUGCUGCCAAGAAUCCCUCUUUCAAAAUGGAAAUGAAUCUUGCUGCAGUACAGCUACUGCUCACUGAGGGAGAUUUGGACUCUGCAUGUAAUAUCUUGGAGAAACUGGGCGAUGCUUCCUUCAAGCCUGGAAUUGUGAGUGCGCUGGUGACCCUGUACAUGGCUCAGGGCAGGAGAGAUGCAGCAUCUAAACUCUUGCAGGAGACCGUGGAUUGGCACCGGAAGAAUAAGGAGAGUGCUGGGGAUCUAAGUGCACUCUGGCGUCAGGCUGCUGAUUUUCACCUGCGUGGUGGUGAACCUUCUGUCGCUGCUAAAAGUCUAGAGGAGCUGCUAAGAGUAAACCCAACAGACACCAAGACUCUGGCACAACUCAUCAUAGCCUACGCUCAGUUUGACCCAUCAAGAGCACAAGCGCUUAGCAAGAAACUUCCUGCAGUUGGUGAUUUGACACCCUCCAGUGACGUUGAUGCCCUGGAGACAUCCAACUGGAUGAUGGGAACAAAGGUCAUCAAGAAGGCUGCCAGCAAGGUUGAGCCUUCCCCAGGCAUGCCCAGUGGAAGUGAGUUGCUCCAGAAGAAGAAAAAGCGGAGGAAGCGCAAGGGAAAACUGCCCAAGAACUACGAUUCUACUUGUGAUCCUGACCCUGAGAGAUGGCUACCGAGACACGAACGAUCAACAUUCCGCAAGAAGAAGGACCGACGUAACAAAGACAUCGGAAAAGGGACUCAGGGGGCUGCAACUGGAGCCAGUGAUCAGUAUGACAUUACAAAGAUGCCAAGUCAGGCCAAGGCAUCUCCUAACACUCAGAACAGCCCUGCUCCAGAGGGGCCGAGAGGUCAACAGCGGAAAAUACAGCAUAAGAAGAAAAAGAAAGGAGGAAAGUUCUAAAAGCAUUUAAAUAAACAAUGGAUUUGUUUAUAAACAAUUAUUUAAAAACAGAA
Molecule: messenger RNA, 2217 nt
Organism: Homalodisca vitripennis (glassy-winged sharpshooter)
Lineage: Eukaryota; Metazoa; Arthropoda; Insecta; Hemiptera; Cicadellidae
Gene: Srp72
Product: signal recognition particle subunit SRP72
Exons: 12
Coding region: 212-2164 (650 amino acids)
Biological process (GO): SRP-dependent cotranslational protein targeting to membrane
Cellular component (GO): signal recognition particle, endoplasmic reticulum targeting
Molecular function (GO): 7S RNA binding; ribosome binding; protein binding
Source: RefSeq, a predicted model, not a curated record